CAGCUGCUGUCUGAGGAGGUAUUCUGGUUAUCUCUGUCUGGUUACGUCGAAUAAUUUAAAACAAAACAUCGACAACACCACUAAGAACACAGCAUCAGCUAGCUGAUCACUUUUCGACUAUAUCCCCAGAAGCUAAGUUCUGUACAUCGCAAACAUCUAUUUAAUGUGGAACCUUUGCUUGGCAUGGUCAGAGGCAUUGGUUCGAUAGCGCCGAUACUGAUAGAGUGGAGAUCAAAGUGAAUAUAAAAUAGUGAAAUAACUUUCGAACUUUUUUACCAAAAAUAAACCUAAGAUUUAAACGAUUCGUUUUUUUUUUUUUUUUUUUAUUAUGAAGAGUGUUUAACAGUGAUUUAUUAGCACAUUAAUACAAUACAUAUUUUCAAACCUGGAUAAACUAUUUGAUCGAGAGAUUAUACUAUAUAGUCACCAUUUUCACAAAUAAAAGGCUCCACUGUAUACGCUUUAAAACUGAAGACUGAACUUUUUGAUCCCGACGCAUACGCACAAUAAAUUUCUAUCAUGAGGAAAUCAAUUGGAAUCUUAUUCGUUACACUAAUUGGAUUUGGAUUAAUAGAUCUGGCUCCAGCCAAAGAUGUCAUGAACGAUCAGCUGCUAUCGUUGGUGCGGUCAUACAAUCAGUUGGAGAACAAACUCGAGCGCCAUGAAUAUCGAGAACGAGCUUUGGGUGAACUUCUCAAAAAAGGCAUCAUGUCCUUGCAAAUUGGACAAAAAUCUAUGGAACCUAUGAAGGGAAUCUUCAGUCGACUGGAUGAACGUGUUAGCCAAAUUGAAACUCUCUUAAUGGCUCAAGAACAAAAGUACAGCUUACAAUCUGAAAAGAUCGAUGAAGUUAUUAAGCUCAUAAAAUGGAUGGAUGAAAAUAGCAAAAAGAACUCGGGUGGUUCUAGUGUCGUUAUUAAGGAACCAGUUGUUGUUGAGGCUCCAAUGAACUUGGAAAUGCUUAAAGAAGUCCGUACCUUAUCGGGCAGUGUUCAAAAACUUUUGGAUAUGUCAAGCUCUUUGAUGAAACAAACUGAAGAAAUGGCCAAACAGAGUCCCAAAACUGAACAGCUUAUUGAUCGUAUGGAGAACAAAUUGGUCAGCCUUUAUGUUCCACCUCCAUCUACAACUCAAGCUCCCAUUAUAAUUGAUAAUUCCGAGUUUGAGAGCAAAGUUAUGGAUUCAUUCAAGAGUAUUGCAUCAAAUAUUAAUGAAUUGAAGUCUUAUACUCCAACCACUCAAGGACCAGCUGGUUUAGUUCAAGCCGAUAAGGAGUUCAUUCAGGCUCUGACAAAUGAAACCUUAAAUGCUCUGGAAAAUCUUAAGAUUGAUACCUUGAGUGCAACAGACAAAGUUUUGGCUAAGGCUUCAUCACGCAUUAAGGACUCUGAAGCCAAUGUCGAUAGUAGUAUCAAAAAGGUGAACGAAAACAUAGAAAACACUACUGAAAUUCUGGAGAAAUUCUAUGUGGAACUAAACGCAACCCACAACGCUCUAACAGACGGUCUAGAUAACUUCAACAAGAUUCUCCUAUCAAACUCUGAUGAAAUUUUGAAAACUCAACGAAAGAUUGAAUUUGGAACACAUCAAAUUGGCCAGAAAAUAUCUGAUGUUGUAGGAGAAGAACAAUUGAAACUUCAACAAGAGAUAAAGAAACGCUUUGAUGAUGUUGAUGAAUCGAUCAGCACCAAUCAUGUUCAAUCUCUUCAAAAUAUCAGUUCUGCUAUGGAAACGGAGAUUAGUCAAGUUUGGCAUCAAAUUGAGAUCAUGCACAGUGAAAUGUCGGAUAGUAAAGACGCAAUGAACAAACUCACUGGUCAAACUGAAGUCUACGUAAAUGGUACAUUUGCUACUAUGGACGGUAUGGAAGGAAAGGUUUCUCAGAUUACAAGUCGUAUGAUGGAAGUUGAUUCAAAUUUGAACUAUCUACUUGGACGUUUGUCUUUGAUCACACAAGAAUUUAAUCAAAUAAAAACUGGAUUAGGCGAUGCUUUGGAACAAAUUCGUGGCAGUUUUCAUGAAAUCAGUGAGAAAGUAGUUAAUCCAGGUCCAGGACCUCAUAACAUCCCAAGAAAUGAAUAUGAAACUGAUUUCAAUUUACUUUCGAAAAGGAAUGCUUCAUAAUUUCGAUAUUCGAACAACAAGAUGGUAGAGUUUUAAGUAUAAAUACAUACAAACACACACAAUAGAGUAUUUGAGGUUAUUCAUGCCUAAGCAAAGCCGCGUCAUGGUGGUUUUCUAUAUCAUUAUAACGGAAUUAUCUUGAAGUUUAACAGAAUUGAUUAAUUUGAACUAUUUUUUAAGUUUUUUAUAAAUGCAUUAUGUAAGAAACUUUUAUUUGAGUGUGCCAUAACCAAUAAUUAAAAAU
This is a messenger RNA of Episyrphus balteatus (marmalade hoverfly), 2368 nucleotides long. RefSeq lists its product as uncharacterized. Gene Ontology annotation, cellular component: plasma membrane. The transcript is spliced from 5 exons. Bases 520 to 2124 code for a protein of 534 amino acids. The record is from RefSeq and is a predicted model, not a curated record. Lineage: Eukaryota; Metazoa; Arthropoda; Insecta; Diptera; Syrphidae.